AUGGCGGAACUCUACGCCUUUCUUGCUGACGAAGGGGUCAGCGAGAGCGAAUCAUCGCGACAUUUUCGUGAACACCGCGAUGCCUUCGACAGCAGUGUGACAGAAGAGGAGUUCAUCGGCAAUUUUCGAUUAUCCAAGGCUGCUGCCCGGAAGGUGUGUGACGCCGUUGCUGAUGACUUGCGCCUAUCCCAGCAGUGGCGCAGCACAACUCUGUCAGUGGAGCAGAGAGUCCUGAUGGCACUCAGAUUCUAUGCAACAGGAGCAUUCCUGGAGAACAUCGCCAGUGAUGAAUUCAUCGCCACUACAAAGCGCCCGGUCUCCGAGGCUAUCCAUGCUGUCAGCCUAGGAAUAAUUAAAAAUUUGGGACCGAGAUAUCUGAAGUUCCCGGCAUCCACCGAAGAGAAGGUGGCCAUCAAACGGGACUUCUACGCCAUAGCAGGGAUGUCCGGAUGCCUUGGUGCAAUUGAUGGUACUGCAAUAGCCAUCGUCGCCCCGAGUCGCAGUGACCCCCGCUUUGUUGAUGGGAAUUAUUAUUCCCACAAGGGAUACCACGCCCUCAACGUGCUAGGGAUCUGUGAUGCCAAUCGCAGAUUUCUCCACAUUGACGCCGCGUACCCCGGGAGCUGCCACGACUCCUCAGUGUGGAGCAUGUGCGAAGUCCGUCUGCGAGCACCGAAGAACGUAACACCAACCACAGUAGACGAUUGA
This is a messenger RNA of Ornithodoros turicata, 708 nucleotides long. RefSeq names its product putative nuclease HARBI1. Bases 1 to 708 code for a protein of 235 amino acids. NCBI's taxonomy places the organism in Eukaryota, Metazoa, Arthropoda, Arachnida, Ixodida, Argasidae. The transcript has 5 exons. The record is from RefSeq and is a predicted model, not a curated record.